Paramisgurnus dabryanus is the source of this 1319-nucleotide messenger RNA. RefSeq names its product caseinolytic mitochondrial matrix peptidase proteolytic subunit (gene clpp). The record is from RefSeq and is a predicted model, not a curated record. Gene Ontology annotation, biological process: protein quality control for misfolded or incompletely synthesized proteins. Gene Ontology annotation, cellular component: endopeptidase Clp complex. NCBI's taxonomy places the organism in Eukaryota, Metazoa, Chordata, Actinopteri, Cypriniformes, Cobitidae. Gene Ontology annotation, molecular function: ATPase binding; ATP-dependent peptidase activity; serine-type endopeptidase activity.
GGAUUUCGUCAUAUGACUGAAGUAACUUCACAUCCGGGUGAAUAGGGGUCGUGUGAGGGUUGCUUAUCAGAAACAUGUUAUUGCAAAGAGUUUUACAAUGUGGUGUUUCGACACUCAAAGGGAUUCGCUCCAUUCAUCAGACUUCACUAUUGAGAAGUCCACUCAUACCUAUCGUUGUGGAGCAGACGGGACGAGGAGAGCGCGCGUAUGACAUCUACUCAAGGCUACUCAGAGAGAGAAUCAUCUGUGUUAUGGGUCCUAUCGAUGACACUGUAGCCUCUCUGGUCAUUGCUCAACUACUUUUUCUCCAGUCAGAGAGCAAUAACAAACCUAUUCACAUGUACAUCAACAGCCCUGGGGGUGUAGUUACAGCUGGACUUGCGAUCUAUGACACCAUGCAGUAUAUUUUAAAUCCCAUCUCUACCUGGUGUGUGGGCCAGGCUGCCAGUAUGGGCAGUCUCCUGUUGGCAUCAGGAACUGCAGGCAUGAGGCAUUCACUGCCCAAUGCCAGAAUAAUGGUGCACCAGCCUUCUGGAGGUGCAAGGGGGCAGGCAACAGAUAUUGCCAUCCAGGCAGAGGAAAUUCUCAAGCUGAAAAGACAGAUCAACAUCAUCUAUUCAAAGCACACAGGGCAGCUUUUGGAGACUAUAGAGGGUGUUAUGGAGAGAGACAGGUACAUGAGUCCGAUGGAAGCUCAGGAUUUCGGGAUCAUCGACAAGGUCCUGGUUCAUCCUCCACAGGCCGGGCAAGAUGAGCCAGAACUUGUUCAGAAAGAACCUGCCAGCCCUGCGAGCACCUCCACCUCCCCUCAACCACAAGCCUCAGAGCCAGGAAAGCCUGGCAGCAAUCCCACCUCCUCCCACAAACCUGAACCCUGAAAUAGACUCCAUGCUGGAGCAAACAACCACCAUGUUACUGGUUCAGCGUCUCUUUUGGGAGAUGCCUUAGAGGAUUGUCACCAGCUCACACAUCUGAAACCUUUGUAUUUGACAUUUUAUUAAGAAAUGUCACUAGCAAAGACCUGAGAAACAGUACUGGAAUCUGGACCACCUUACAGAUGCAAAUGUGGAGGAGCAUGGAUGCCCCCUCAUAUUUGUAUACUGUACAAAAACAUAUAUUUUUUAGCAAGACAUAAGGUUACUUGUACACCAACUGGAUAGGAACGCAAGAUUAUGCAGGGUUUGAUGUCUGGGUAUUUAGAAUGUGUUUGUCACAAAAUAUGCUAUGGUAUGUGCUUGCCAGUAUAAUAUGAUCCAUUCAAAAUAAUUUGAAGCAAGACGUUUUAUAGCUAUCGUACAAAUAAAUCAAAUGAAAAUUGA